Messenger RNA from Caenorhabditis briggsae, 1302 nucleotides. RefSeq names its product Protein CBR-GRD-16 (gene Cbr-grd-16). The transcript has 6 exons. The record is from RefSeq and is a predicted model, not a curated record. NCBI's taxonomy places the organism in Eukaryota, Metazoa, Nematoda, Chromadorea, Rhabditida, Rhabditidae. Bases 1 to 1302 code for a protein of 433 amino acids.
AUGCAACUAAGCGGUAUUCCGGUUAUCUACUACCUCAUCUACCAGUUAUUUUCCACGGUAUCGUCACAGAAAACUUACAGUUAUGGAGUCACAGGACGCGAAUUUAUACAUGAACCCAGUUCCCGUCUCUCUAGAUACCGUUCCACAUCGGUAUCCUUGAAUCCCCUGGAAGAUAAUCUUCGAGUCCAACAGAUUCUUAAAAAACUGGAAGAUCCAGGUGGAAUAGAGAUUCGUCGGAAAUCAACAUCUCGUAAAUUACAUGGAGUUAUCAGUGAACCCCUUGGAAGACCAUUAGUGUUAAGUGGAGGAUUAAGUAAUGAUGAACGGGCAGUCACAAAAAAAGUCAGGAAGGCUCCAGUGUCAAGGAGGAAGGAAAAGUCUCCGGAAGUGAACCAAUUCGAAAUGGACCUGGCCCGUCAAAUCGAAGAGGACCAACUGAAAUUCGUUGAAGAUGAAAAGAACCCAAUGAAAUAUGUGGUUGAAAAUGGUCUACUAUUCAAACAAUCCCGAUAUUCACCAUUGGCAAGAGUAGAGAUACCACAGAUGGUUCCACCGAAAUUUGUGCUAAAGAAGAGGAAGAGAAAACAAAGGAAAGUGGUGAAGAAUAAGAGAAUUAGAACAAUUUCAUCUGGAACGGGGGAAGUGGGAUCUGUGUUUCGGACAAAUGUUUUUCGAGGGAACAUCAAUCGACAGAUCCCGGCGAUUCCGUUUCCAUCGCCCUUUUCCGCUGCCUAUGGAAAACCAUCAUUUGCAAUCCAGCGAGAAGAAGAUGGAACUUGCUACACAAAUCGAUUCGGAUACAGAUGCUGUGACGAAGCUCUAGAAUCUCUGAUCCUCAAAAGUUACGAGAAAAUGCGCCGACGAUCCGACAGUCUAGAAGAGAAUCUAGCUAAAAUUGCAUCCACGUUGAGAAGGGAUAGUCGGCAAGUAUUUGCCAAAAACUUUGAAGCUAUUGUGUCCUCUUCAAAUUUUGGCACUUCUAUCCCUUCUGAUUUCUCAUGUAAAGUGGAAUUAGGACCAUCCCGUUUCGUAGCCCAAGUAUUCGUCCCAGAACUUGGAUUUGAUGCAAAACCAACAAUUAGUAGACACCGAAUACCGUAUCAUGAGUUAUCAAGAGAAGAUCUCAGUGAUUCCACAGAUUUAGUGGUCUCCAGAAAUGACACACUUCAAAUGUGCGGCAAGAAGAACAAGAAGGGCGCACCGGCGAAGAGCGAAGUGCCCAAGUCUGGAAUCGACGCUUCCGAAUCCGGAGCAGCUCCACCACCAGCACCGGAUGCGACUCCGGAAAAGAAGGACGAGUAG